This is a messenger RNA of Fusarium vanettenii 77-13-4, 1719 nucleotides long. RefSeq lists its product as uncharacterized. Gene Ontology annotation, biological process: DNA-templated transcription. The annotation marks the transcript as partial. Gene Ontology annotation, molecular function: zinc ion binding; DNA binding. The transcript has 5 exons. Lineage: Eukaryota; Fungi; Ascomycota; Sordariomycetes; Hypocreales; Nectriaceae. The record is from RefSeq and is a predicted model, not a curated record.
AGCAACCGGGGAUGUCGUUACAAAUGUCUCAAGCCCGUUGUCCACAUGCUAGAGGGCAUCAUCGACGCUGAUCUUGCAUGCGAGCUGUUGGAGCUUUACUUUGUCGAGCCCGGCGGAUCCCUGUUUCGAUGUUCCUCGCCCUAUGUCCUCGCUCACGUCCUGAGAAAAGAGUCUCUCCUCCGAUCUACUAACCCCCGAAGAUCUACACCAGCUCUGUUAGUCACAAUGCUCUGGGUCAGCGCUCAAACGGUUGAGAGCUCAUUGUUUCUUCUGCCUGGUCAAAAGUCGCGCGUUUGUGAGGGGUUGAGAAGGUUGAUGAUGGGCUUGAUCCAGGAUAGAGAUCGUGACCUCUGGAAUAGGACUACUGACGGACCUCUGGUGAAGGACUUCAAGUUUCCCUCCUCGGCUAAUGCCACUUUUGGUAGCUCGCAUCAGACAAGCCCACAUGACUACGGCUAUCAGUUCUCAUCCAGUUCAGUAUCUCCGCCUGCGCCUCUGAUAGACGAUGUCCUCAUGUUUGUCCUCCUUACCAUCGUGGUUUCCGGCGGUGACUUCAAGACGGACUGCAUCAGGUGGUGGAACAAGGCAUUGCGUCUUUCCAACAACAUGUGCCUGAACCGAGAAGACACGCCCGAAGACACGCCCGAAGACAAGCCACCUUGUGAAGCUGCGCGAACAGGAUUGUCAAUACCAGAGAUACAAGAAGAGCGUCGGCGGGUGUUUUGGCUGAUCUUCUGUCUCGAUCGGCACUUGGCUCUCGCCUUCAAUGCGCCUCUACGCAUUCUUGAUGAUGAGUGUCAAUUGUACGCACCUCUGUCAGACAAGGCUUGGGAGUCACUGUCACUUUCAGGGAAUUCUACAAUCACAAGCGACAACCCGAUAGCUAUUGAUGACUCGCAACAGCAGCAACAGCAUCCAGGACGCCGUUUCGGGGCUCCAACACGAGUUUCAGGGGUCAGUUUCUUCGAGUACUUCUUGCCCCUCAUGACAAUUUUAGGCGAUGUUAUCCAGUUGCACCGUCAGAAAUGCCAUCCCAGAUUUGGCAAUAUGCGACACCACACUGCCACGGCCAUGAUUGAACAGAUCAUGGCUGAUUGCGCUCAGAGCAUUGCUGACUUGGCCGACUUGUACCAAACGUUUCGACUUGCGCACAACUCCCGCAGUGAUAACAACGACACUCGCCACCACUCCAAUACCACUGCGUAUCACAGUCGGCGACCACCAUCCCACCGCCAGCAUGCACAGGCAGAGCUCGUCACCGCAUAUAGCACUUUUAUCCUCCACGUCCUUCACGUCCUUCUGCACGGAAAAUGGGAUGCGGUGUCCAUGCUGGAUAACAAAGACGGAUGGAUCCCUUCUGUAGGGUUUAUGAAGUGUGCUUCACAUGCUAUAGCCGCGUCAGAUGCCAUGUCACGUAUCUUGGCCUGCGACCCAGAGCUAUCAUUCAUGCCAUAUUUAUUUGGCAUCUAUUUGCUACAUGGAAGCUUUAUUUUACUGUUAUUUGCCGAUCGCAUGCCUCAACUUGGUCCUAAUGAGGCUGUUGAGAAGGCGUGCGAGAUUAUUAUACGGGCGCAUGAGGUUUGUGUGGUCACCUUGAGCACCGAAUUUCAGGUAAGAUCCUGCGUUGUUUCUUUUACACGAGCCCAGCGCCUUCUAUUCUGUUACGAUCCAUCUGGGAAUGAAUAUUCUUUACUUGCAACUUUUGGUAGACGCGGCUGA